Molecule: messenger RNA, 4103 nt
Organism: Strongylocentrotus purpuratus (purple sea urchin)
Lineage: Eukaryota; Metazoa; Echinodermata; Echinoidea; Camarodonta; Strongylocentrotidae
Product: probable G-protein coupled receptor 21
Exons: 2
Coding region: 873-2243 (456 amino acids)
Biological process (GO): G protein-coupled receptor signaling pathway
Cellular component (GO): membrane
Molecular function (GO): G protein-coupled receptor activity
Source: RefSeq, a predicted model, not a curated record
GUUUAAUUCAGUGCUAGAAGCUCUAGCUAGGGAUAGAAACUAGCAAGCCUUUCGAGAGUAAGGUCAAUCAUUUUCAGCCAACCAUUCUAUGGAUAUUGCCUGGAUAUUAACAAGGCAUCAAAAACAAGGAGGAAAUUUACCUGCUGAAAGUAUUAUUCAAUAACAACAUUAUUGGACUGGACGCUGGGCAUACAACUUUGGGAACAGGCAAACUGAACAAAAUGUUCUACUCUGUUGCACUUCUUGGUCUACAUAUCAGGGAUUGAUUGAAGAAUUGUUAACACAUCUACUGCCGUAGUCUGCUCAGACCUUCAACGAGUUUGUUAGUAUGCAGUGCCUGAUCAUAACCUGGAUAUGUUUUAUCAUCAUUCACUGAAUCAGGAAACAAGAUUGAGCAAUAGUAACACAAGAAGGAACCGUUACGAAAGUGAAUAAUUCUGAGGAUUGUACAGCAAAGGUGACACUUCAACUUCCUAGGCACCUGAAGAGCACUAUAAUCUAGACUGUUAGCUUGGACAGGACAUGAAGCAGAAUUCACACAUAAAGGUGUUAGGAAACACUUUUGGACCUUCCUGGAAAUGUGAACAACCUUCAAGGAUGAUGACAUCAAUCUUGUGCAGCUGAAAGAAAAAAGUUGAAGUCAUUGCUCUUCUUUCCCGCAACUUUUGUUUAAAGAUAAUCCAACUUUUCUACAUGCCUCAAGUUUUUGAAACCUCAGAUUUUUUCCAAACCCAGUUUGUGUGCACAUCUUGAAAACAACUGUCUAGAAUAUAAAGAUAUUGUUACCUGAUAGAAGUGUCAGAAUUCACAGAGACAGAUAAAAAUGCAUAUGACAUUCUGCUUAGUGGUCAAGUAAAAUACUUUAAAACAAAAUGGAUAGUGCAACAGACUCUUCAACCACUGGGCUGCCUAUGAAAAUAAUAACAAAUGCCACAACUUCUGUCAUGAAAAUGGAUACUGCAGCUGAUACAUCAACAGAUGGAGUCUUUAGUGAUUGGGUGGUGAACUUUGCCGAGGCUCUGAAGGAAAACGCUACUCAGACAUUCCCAACUGGCAAUCAAGUUGAAGAAGCCAAUACUUACUGGAUUUCAAAUGCAUUCAACCCCAUCACUACAGGGCUUUCAACAGACUUUGGGACAAAUGACACGCUACUGAACACUUCAACCCCGACAGGUACGGACACUGCCAUGCCAAACUGGGCAACGUUACUAGCUCUUCUCAUGAUGAUAGUGACGUGUCUAUUGAUCAUCGUAGGGAACUUGAUAGUGCUGAUUGUAUUUCACUACACCCCAGCUCUGAACAAUGCAUCAGGAAUCUUCAUCAAGUCGUUGGCUUGUGCAGACUUGGGUGUGGGCAUAUGCUGCUCUUUCUCAAUACACUCUUGGUUCUUGCAGGAAUGGCCUUACGGAGAUGCAAGCUGUGCCAUCACAGGGUACACUCUGGCAGUGGCUGUAGGGGUUUCUAUCAUAGGACUGGCCUGCCUGAGCAUCGACCGUUACAUAGCAAUCAUGAAGCCUUUGAAAUACUUCACCAUCCUGACUAAGACAAGAGCAAGGAUUAUAGUCAUAGUAGUCUGGUUGAUCAGUGCUGGGAUUUUCCUACCUUCCAUGUUUGGAUGGGGCACCUUUCAUUACAAUGACCAUAGCUACGAAUGUUCACUCCACUGGGAGGAGAAUGUUGCGUUCUCAUUCUUCAUCAUCGCUGUUCUAGUCGUGCCCGCUCUGGUCAUCUCAACGUUCUGCUACGUUCAGAUCCUCAAGGUCAGCUUCGUACAAACUCAUAAGAUUGAACGCUCGGAAAUGAUGUUCAAAUCAGCAAGCCAACGCGAGGGUACCAGAUCCACCUAUGAGCGUCUUCUUGCAAAGAUAUUCUUGGUGAUCAUCAGCGCAUUUUAUGUGACUUGGUUACCCUUCGUGGUGACCAAGACCUUGAGGGGACUGGUAGAUAUCCACAUCCCCCCAGCUGCUAUGUUCUUCUUUUCAUGGCUGGGAAUAGUGAAUAGUUUCCUGAACUGCAUAGUUUACAGCAUCGGACACAGGUCUUUCCGUGACGGAUUCUUUGUUGUGUUACGAAAGACCCGUAGGAAAGCCACCGCUCUGUUCUUUUGUACGUUUACCUCAAACAGUCGGAAAAAGAAUCAUAAAAAGUGGAAGAAGAAAAAUGGGCAUCUGUAUACCAACGGAAAGGACCGGUUUAUUGAUGUACGUCCGAUACCGAUUCCUAUCAUAGAGACCUCCUUAUAGACCUCACUGAGACUCAAGAGGAUCGCUUUGUUUGUGAUGUGAAAUAUACUUCACACUUAUACUCGUACUCAUUUUGAAUGGUACUCAUUGUCUGCAAACAUAUUGACAUUCAUCCAAUAUAGUCCAAUGCUACAUAUACUGCUAUUUGUUGUACACUUUCUGUACUACACAUCUGUAAUAUUAUUGAGUAUCUGAAACUUAAGGUGAUAUACAUGUAUAAUGAAGAAUAACAAAAGUGAUUAAACUUUAUAUUUUGAUGUACAAGUAAAACUUUAAGGAUCCUUACCAAAAGAAAUAGAUGACCAAAAGAAGAAAGAAUGUGUACAACUAUUUUCAGACUAUGUGUAAAAGUUCAAAAUAUACCUCACUUUUCAUAUACAGGAAAGUUAGCACAAAGUGCAUGCCUCAUAGGCCGUCAGUAGUAGGGACAGGCCACCAUUGAAGGGGAAAAAAUGAAAGAGAGGAGAGACUUCUGCAGGCUACGUAUGAUAAACCUAUGAUUAAAUAUAAAACACAAUAUGGGUAUAUGAAUGACUUUUUCUUGUAUCAUCUAGGAGGAAAUACAUGCAUCUUUUUUACAAUGCCAAAUACAAAAGGAGCUGCUGUGAAGGAAUAGGUAUUAUCUAUUACACAAGGUUGCAAGCCCUUUGAAACAAUGGAUAUGAUACAUGCAGCAAGAGGGCAUGACUUAAUUGGCCUAAGCUGUGUAAUUUAUAAAGUGUGUAGGGCAUCACAGUCAAAUGCUGCACGUUGGAACUAUGAAUCAGUCGAGAUAUGACAUUGUGAGGCUGUUGUUGUACCAGCAAUAUAGCAAUAGGAAGUCUUGUGAGAUGACCUCCCCACAUAUUCACUUUGGUGUUAUGAUUCAUACUUGUCAAGAGUACUCUCACCUUUAUCAGGAUCUAUACAUAGAUGGUAGACAGUUAUUCCAAGGGAGAUUUUCAAUUAUCAAAUGAGGCAAUCUUGCCAUAAGGUUAUUACAUUUUUACACCCACUUUGUAUGUAACAGGAGAACAAAAUUGUGGCUUUUAUUUUUUGUUUUAAAAGUUUUUUUAAACAGAUUUGCUUUUUUAUUUGUUUGAAUAACAUCGGAGUGAUUGACUACAGGUUAACUUACCACACAUUUAAAAGCUAAAGGGGACCAUUCAUUAUAUUAGUAAGUAGUAACUUGAGGUAGUGAUGGUUUUCGUAACAUGUCACUGAAACGUUUGGUUUGAUACAGGUACCUUUGUUUAAAUGUUAAACAUGUUCAUAUAAUGUGGGACAUUCAGUCCAAAAAUAAAACCCGAGAUCCCAUUCUGGUUGUAACAAUCAUAUACAGUGUAACCAUAAAAGUUUCUUUGAAAAGUCUCUGUUAACUGUUUUCUUAUAAAUAUCAGUUGAAUAUAGCCACAUAAUGUUAAAAAUGUUUCAAGCUGACUAAAUUUGAUCAAUUUAUUUUUCUAACAUGUUAACAUCUUUGUCAGCUGAUGAACAUAUUGUUUUUAAUAUUAUGAUAGACAUACAUAUAUCUUCCAAAGUUUCACACACUGGAUCACAUGCAUAUUGCUAAACUAGAUACAUGUAUUUCAUUCUUUGCAUCAUUUGUAUGUGAAUAUCUAGAAAGCUGUUUUAAACUGGCAACAACAAAAAAAGUAUUCUUUUGAAGCUCUACAUUCAUAUCACAAAAUGUACAAACUUGUUGCUCCUAAACAGAUUACUUAUAUUUGAUGAUACAGCUGAUUUACAGUAUUAAUAAACAAUUUAUAUUGUCUCCAUUGUGGCAGAAUUAGAUGAUUGUCGAAAAAAGAAAAGAGAGUAUACAAUUGAGAAUAAAGUCAAGAUCCUUUUGUAGAAAGGAUGGAGAAAUUGAAUCAUAAA